AUGUACACCGAGACUACCUCCUCCCGCUUCCUCGUUCUGGCCCCUAUCCACAACGGCCCCCUCACGGCUACAACGGCCCAACACCCUCGUGAGCGCUCCAGCAGCCAGUCCUCCACGACCAGCAACGACUCGUCGCGUCGUCCGGGCAUUGCCCGCCUUCCCAGUGGCUUCCUCUAUCUCGGCCACGAUGGCUCCGACAGCAAGAUGGCCGAGUUGGUCUAA
Messenger RNA from Aspergillus brunneoviolaceus CBS 621.78, 222 nucleotides. RefSeq lists its product as uncharacterized. The transcript has 2 exons. The record is from RefSeq and is a predicted model, not a curated record. Bases 1 to 222 code for a protein of 73 amino acids. NCBI's taxonomy places the organism in Eukaryota, Fungi, Ascomycota, Eurotiomycetes, Eurotiales, Aspergillaceae.